Messenger RNA from Haliotis rubra (blacklip abalone), 1286 nucleotides. RefSeq lists its product as uncharacterized. The transcript is spliced from 6 exons. The record is from RefSeq and is a predicted model, not a curated record. Bases 111 to 1286 code for a protein of 391 amino acids. NCBI's taxonomy places the organism in Eukaryota, Metazoa, Mollusca, Gastropoda, Lepetellida, Haliotidae.
UACUCAUAGAAAGCAAAAGUACGAAAAUACUUGGGAUACCCUGUAUGUUUGAGGUAGGCAUUUGAUCUUAGAAGAUAGCGGUUGUUUCUGUUGUUGAUCGAUGUGACCUGAUGGAGACGUUAACGAGACAAGUUACCAUGGUUUCUCUCUUUCUACUGGUCUGCUUCGUCUCCAUCUUUGUCAGUGAUGCAGCAGAAACCAGUACAUCAUGCCCUGAAGUAGGCUGCUUUGGACGGCCAGUCAACAUCACCUGUGACAUAACUGGCCAAUACGAGUCUAUCGGGUUUUCGCGGCGAGAUAAUAUUGAAGUAGUAACAUGCCUGAAGAAUAAAGAUGAAUGCUAUGUUAAUACUCAAGGUUAUGAGGUGGUGUUUCGCUCAGAUGACAAACAUAUUAUGCGCAUAAAGAGUCUGAAUAAGACAGAUGUUGGAACGUGGAAUUGUCGUGAUGAAACAAACCCACUCUUGAAGACUUGUCGCAUCGAAGGAUAUGAUGUAAGACAGUCUCCAAAUACUGCACGUCCGCCGCCUGGCUCAGACUGCAUCAACAUCAAGGGAAAUUUCCGUCCGCAAACAUUAUGUACAUGUUUUCAAGAGGAUCCAAAUGUCAACAUUACCAUCAAGAUGGCCGAGAACAGCUACAAUUUCACAUAUGACCAGUACAAACAAGAUGAUAAGGUAGACCUUGUUGUCGUCCCGACAGGUGGAGAACUGGAAUGCCGUGUCACCGGGCCAGCCGCCCAGUGUUACUCCAAGCCGAACAGGACCACAAUAUGUACCAGUAAGUGGCUAAGUGUAGACACUAGGGCUACGUUCACCCUGAUGUUUACCCCUGAUGUUUACCCUGACGUUCACCCUGACGUUUACCGAAAUAUUCAGACGUUCACCCUGACGUUCACCCAGACGUUCACCCUGAUGUUUACCCUGACGUUCACCCAGACGUUUACCCUGACGUUUACCCAGACGUUCACCCUGAUGUUCACCCAGACGUUCAACCUGAUGUUUACCCUGAUGUUUACCCUGACGUUCACCCUGACGUUCACCCAGACGUUUACCCUGACGUUUACCCUGAUGUUUACCCUGACGUUCACCCUGACGUUCACCCAGACGUUCACCCUGACGUUCACCCAGACGUUCACCCUGACGUUUACCCUGACGUUCACCCAGACGUUUACCCUGACGUUUACCCAGACGUUCACCCUGACGUUUACCCAGACGUUCACCCUGAUGUUUACCCUGAUGUUUACCCUGACGUUCACCCUGACGUUCACCCUGACGUUCCCCUGA